Molecule: messenger RNA, 1097 nt
Organism: Sorex fumeus (smoky shrew)
Lineage: Eukaryota; Metazoa; Chordata; Mammalia; Eulipotyphla; Soricidae
Gene: RNF113A
Product: ring finger protein 113A
Exons: 1
Coding region: 22-1053 (343 amino acids)
Biological process (GO): snoRNA splicing
Cellular component (GO): U2-type spliceosomal complex
Molecular function (GO): metal ion binding
Source: RefSeq, a predicted model, not a curated record
UUAGCCGCUCGGGACUUGAAAAUGGCUGAACAACUUUCCCCCGGAAAGAAUGCAGAUCAAGUCUGCACUUUCCUUUUCAAAAAGCCUGGGCGAAAAGGAGCCGCUGGACGCAGGAAGCGCCGGGCAUGCGACCCUGAGUCCGGAGGCAGCAGCAGCAGCGGUGAUGAAGGCAGCACUGUGGUCCGCCCGGAGAAGAAGCGGACGAUUCACAAUCCGAUGAUCCAAAAGACGCGAGGCAGCGGCAAACAGAAGGCUGCUUACAGUAACUUGAGUAGCGAUGAGGAGGAUGAGAAGGAGCCUGAAAGUCUGGGAGUAAUCUAUAAGUCCACCCGUUCGGCGAAACCCGUCGGGCCAGAAGAUAUGGGUGCCACGGCGGUCUACGAGCUGGACACCGAAAAGGAGCGUGACGCCCAGGCUAUCUUCGAGCGCAGCCAAAAGAUCCAGGAGGAACUGCGUGGCAAGGAAGAUGACAAGAUCUACCGGGGAAUCAACAAUUAUCAGAAAUUCAUGAAGCCCAAAGAUACGUCGAUGGGCAACGCGUCUUCGGGCAUGGUGCGGAAGGGCCCCAUCCGCGCCCCGGAGCAUCUACGCGCCACUGUGCGCUGGGAUUACCAGCCCGACAUUUGCAAGGACUACAAAGAGACAGGCUUCUGCGGCUUUGGCGACAGCUGCAAAUUUCUCCAUGAUCGCUCAGAUUACAAGCACGGCUGGCAGAUCGAACGUGAGCUGGAUGAGGGUCGCUACGGCAUCUAUGAGGACGAAAACUAUGAAGUGGGAAGCGAUGAUGAGGAAAUACCAUUCAAGUGCUUCAUCUGUCGCCAGACCUUCCAGAACCCUGUGGUCACCAAGUGCCGGCAUUAUUUCUGCGAGAGCUGCGCGCUGCAGCAUUACCGCACCACCCCGCGCUGCUAUGUGUGCGACCAGCAGACCAAUGGCGUCUUCAAUCCGGCCAAAGAUUUGAUGGCCAAACUGGAGAAAUGUCGAGCUCCGCAAGAAGGGGACGCUCCCGACCAGCAGGAAGACCCUGAUGAGGGUCCGAUCCUGCUUACUUAGGUAUCUCUGAAUUCUCAGCUCUCAGAAUAAACCCUGGCUUUGCU